AUGAAUAGAUUCUGUAAGUCAUUAAAACGUGAUACCAUAAAAUAUUUCAAAAAUUUUAAUUGGACUACUUUUUUCAAAGACCUUAAACAAUAUAUAAUAUCACAGUGGUUCUUCAUUGCAUUAGCUAUUUUCAUUGUAAUAGCUAGAUUUGCCCCAAAUUUUGCUAGACAUGGUGGAUUAAUUAGAGGAGAAUAUACCAUAGGAUAUGGAGCAGUUGCCGUGAUUUUUUUAAAGUCAGGACUAACUAUCGAGACUAAACGGUUUCUAAUUAAUAUUGCUAAUUGGAGAGCACAUGUAACAGUAUUGGUAAUAAGCUUUCUAAUCACUAGCGCUAUAAUGUACGGGUUUGUGUUGGCCAUAUACACUUCUAAAACCAAAGUCAUUGAUGAAUGGGUUUUAGUUGGAUUAUUGAUGACAGCUAAUUGUCCGACAACUGUCGCUUCUAAUGUGAUAAUGACAGGAAAAGCCAAUGGUAAUGAUACAUUAGCCGUUUGUGAAGUUAUUAUUGGUAAUAUCUUGGGUGCCUUUAUUACCCCAGCUUUGGGUCAAAUGUACUGCAGGGGGAAGUUACAAUUUGCCAACCCUGCCAAUGGAAGUAGCGUUACUGCUCUAUAUAGACGUGUUAUGCAACAAAUCGGUAGCUGUUUGUUUGCCCCCAUUUUUGUUGGACAAGUAAUACAGUAUUUUUUCCCACAACAAAUCAAAUGGUUUUUCAAUAAGUUUUACCCUUUGAAAAAAAUAGGUAAUGUGAUGUUGCUAUUAAUCAUGUUCAGCUCGUAUUCAACUGCAUUUUACCAGCAUGCGUUUACAAGUGUUUCGCACACAUGUAUUAUUUUUGUUUGUUUUUUCAACAUUGGCAUGUAUUUUUUAUACACCUUGAUUUGCCUUAUGUGUGCUAGGCCAUAUCCCAUCAUUUUUUCAUUUCCAAACAAGUCCAAUAAUGUGUUUAAUAGAUUGUUGAGACCUUUUUACUUAAAUAAAAGAGAUUCUGUUGCUGUUAUGCUUUGUGGUGCUGCUAAAUCUGCUGCACUAGGUGUUGCGUUAAUUACUUCGCAAUAUGGAAGCAAUUCAGAAAAUUUGGGGAAAUUGCUAGUUCCAUUGGUUUUAUUCCAAAGUGAGCAGGUAUUAGUUGCAAAUUUUUUGGUUCCGAUUUUUAGAAGAUGGAUUGAUAUUGAUAAUACCAAAACUUCAUCAUCGUUAGAUAAGAGUAGCAAUAAUACUGGCACUGAGAAAUCGUGUUCUAAUCCAUUAUUCUCGGGACUGGGAAAUGGGAACAGGAAAAAAAUAAAUAAUUCGGUCAGUGAAAAUUCACUCAGCUAUAAAAAUGUGGAAACCGAUGCCGGUAAUCUUGAUAUUGAAAGAGGUGUAAACAGAAACAUGACUACCCAAGAUACCUCUAUUGGUUUUAGGGAUGAGGAUGUUAAUGGUGGUAACAGUGGCAAUGAUGAUGAUGAAGAAGAAGAAGAAGAAGAAGAAGAAGAAUUUAUCGAUGAAGAAACGCAUGAACUACGAUUUUAUGAAGAAGGACAGCCAUAA
This is a messenger RNA of Saccharomycodes ludwigii, 1536 nucleotides long. It is a transcript of the gene RCH1, whose product is annotated as Rch1p. Bases 1 to 1536 code for a protein of 511 amino acids. Gene Ontology annotation, cellular component: plasma membrane. NCBI's taxonomy places the organism in Eukaryota, Fungi, Ascomycota, Saccharomycetes, Saccharomycodales, Saccharomycodaceae. The record is from RefSeq and is a predicted model, not a curated record. The transcript has a single exon.